CUCAAACGCACGAGAACACAUUUAUCCCAAUUACCCCAAAGUCCAAAAUAAUCAGUUUCACUUCGUCUAAAGCUUCACCGGAGAACAGCCACAAAAAAUGGCGAAACCAAAAUCCAUCCAUGUUAUCCUGUCUCUUCUCAUAAUAUUCACUUCGGCUCUAACGUCAAACGCAUCAGAAAGGUCCAAUUUACCCUCAUCUUCCAAAUGGGCCCCGCGUUUCCUUGGCAAGUACUCUCACUUAACCAAACCCAACUUCCGACAACCUCAAAUCCGAUACGAGACCCGAUAUUACGAUCAGAGUCUUGAUCACUUCAGCUUCUCGGAGCUCCCGAGGUUUCGACAGCGUUACCUUAUCAGCACCGAGUAUUGGGUGGGUCCCCAGCGAAUGGGUCCCAUAUUCCUCUAUUGCGGGAAUGAGGGUGACAUCGCGUGGUUCGCCGAGAACACCGGCUUCGUUUGGGAAAUCGCACCUCGGUUCGGCGCUAUGGUUCUUUUCCCGGAACAUAGAUACUAUGGCGAGUCAAUGCCGUUCGGGAGUAGAGACGAGGCAUAUAGGAAUGCAACUACAUUGUCGUUUCUAACAGCUGAGCAAGCACUUGCCGACUAUGCCGUAUUGAUUACUGAGCUGAAGCGGAAUUUAUCGGCCGAGGGCUGCCCUGUCGUUUUGUUCGGUGGAUCAUAUGGUGGAAUGUUGGCUGCAUGGAUGAGGCUUAAGUAUCCUCACAUUGCAAUUGGAGCACUUGCUUCUUCGGCACCGAUACUUCAAUUCGAGGAUAUUGUGCCACCUGAAACAUUCUAUGACCUGGUCUCAAAUGGAUUUAAGCGCGAGAGUACCAGCUGCUUCAACACUAUAAAAGACUCCUGGGAUGCAUUGGCAUCCCAGGGUCAGGAUAAUGAUGGCCUUCUACAACUGACUAAAAUUUUCCGCUUAUGCCGGCCAUUAAAGAGGGUAGUAGAUCUCAGAGACUGGUUAGAGUCUGCUUAUAGUUAUUUGGCAAUGGUGAACUACCCAUAUCCUUCAGACUUCUUAAUGCCUUUGCCUGGACACCCAAUUAGAGAGGUUUGCCGAAUGAUUGAUGGUGGUCCUGUUGGGACUAGCAUUCUGGAGCGAAUAUUUGAAGGUGUAAGCGUAUACUACAAUUAUACUGGGCAAACUGAGUGUUUUGAACUGGAUGAUGAUCCUCAUGGCAUGAGUGGUUGGAACUGGCAGGCUUGCACUGAGAUGGUUAUGCCAAUGUCUAGUAGCCAAGAUGGAAGCAUGUUUCCAGCAUAUGAUUAUAAUUAUACCUCAUUCCAAGAGCAGUGCUGGAAUGAUUUCAAAGUGAAACCAAGGCCUACAUGGAUAACAACAGAAUUUGGCGGACAUGAUAUUAAGGCGACUCUAAAAGAGUUCGGAAGUAACAUAAUAUUCUCCAAUGGCCUAUUGGAUCCCUGGAGUGGUGGCAGUGUUCUGCAGAAUAUAUCUGAAAGUAUUGUUGCUCUUGUUACUGAAGAAGGAGCCCAUCACAUAGAUUUGCGUGCUUCAACCAAGGAGGAUCCAAAAUGGUUGGAAGAGCAGAGAGCAACUGAAAUCAAGCUGAUAGAAAGCUGGAUCAAGAACUACCAUCGAGAAAAGAGAGGAAGUUUUGUAAUGUAGAGGUUUGAGACAAAUUCUCUCUUGGUGGGAAUCCUUUCCUCUGCUAGCAUCCACCAAAUAAGUUUCCUUUUUGGGUUGUGUGUGCUCAUGUCAAUGGCUUGACAUUGUUGAAAUAGAAAAGAAAACAUUAGGUUGUGUUUAUGCUGGAAAAUGCAUGGAGGCAAGAGAACUUGUUCUAUGCAUACCUGAUGGAAACUAAUCUCUUUUCACUGUA
Messenger RNA from Ziziphus jujuba (common jujube), 1850 nucleotides. RefSeq lists its product as uncharacterized. Gene Ontology annotation, biological process: proteolysis. The coding region runs from base 98 to 1636 and encodes 512 amino acids. The transcript is spliced from 10 exons. Gene Ontology annotation, cellular component: vacuole. Gene Ontology annotation, molecular function: serine-type exopeptidase activity; dipeptidyl-peptidase activity. The record is from RefSeq and is a predicted model, not a curated record. Lineage: Eukaryota; Viridiplantae; Streptophyta; Magnoliopsida; Rosales; Rhamnaceae.